CCUCGCCGGUAGUCCGGGCACGCCGCCCGGCGCGCCGCCAGACGCUCUCGCCCUCGGCCCUGCCAGCGAGGACUCACUGGUCAGCACCAACUACGACACGGAGGUCACACGGCCCGACUUGCCUCCCACGAUAGCCCCAUACGACCUCGCCACACUCGAUGACAACUCGGACUCGGUGCGGCCGCAGAGCUCGCGCUCCGAUCAUGUCACCCCCAACUUGACCAACGAGGAGUCUAACAGUUUGAUGUCUCUGCCCGACUCCAAGCAAGAUGACUUGGAGGAGCCGCCCGCUAAGGUGCGCAAGCUCUCAUCGCCCAAACUAAACGACGACACUGACGGCGAGACGUGUCCCAUCUGCCUCGAUACGUGGGGCAACUCGGGCGAACACCGGCUGGUGGCGCUCAAGUGCGGUCAUCUGUUCGGGGCGCAGUGUGUCGAGCGCUGGCUGAAGGCCCAGCCCUCGCGAGAACGCACCUGCCCCACCUGCAAGAGCAAGGCCGCGCUCAAAGACAUACGCUUCAUCUACGCCAAGCGCCUCGUCGCCGCCGACUCCUCGCAGAUCACCGCCCUGCAGAAGCAGGUCGAUUCGCUGCAGACCGAGAAGAGCAGAGUCGAACUCGAGCUGCAGAACUGCAAAAUAGCGCAUCGCGCGUGCAUCAUGCAGCUGGAAGUGCUGCGGAGCUCGCUGAUGAAGCCCCAGGUGGCCAAGGAGCAGCCCGUGAGGAAGACGUGGCGCUUCGCGCUCGAGAAGAACCUGGAGAUAUCGAAGGACGGCGGCUGUCGGGUGAUGACGUACAACUGCCGCACAUACGAGCUGUACGUGUCGCAGAAGAGCGUCAACUACCUGUUCCCCGGGUACGGCAUCCGCAAGGUGAGCUGCGUGGACAACAAGGCGGGCCAGUUCGUGCACCUUCACCCGAAGCCCAUCCGCGACCUGACGUACUCGCAGCCGCGCGACCUGCUGCUGAGCGCGGGGCUGGACGGCGCGGCGCGCGUCGUGGAGCGCGGCGUGCCCGGCCUGGCCGUGCAUUGCGGUCUGCCACUCUGGUCCUGCUCCUGGGACCACCUGCGCACCAACGAGUUCUACGUGGGCGGCGUCGGCGGCGUCGUGCACCAGUACGACGUGCGCAACCCCGCCCACUACAUCCAGCGGCUGACGGCGCCCGGGGACAUGUCGCCCGUCGUCUCGCUGCGCUCCACCGAGUACGGGCUGCUCUCGUGCCAGCUCAACUCGUGCUGGCUGUGGGUGGCCAACAUGCGGCAGUGGGAGCCGCGCGCGCUGCCGCUGGAGGGGCCCUUCAUGUCGCUGAGCUACGACGAGGAGUCGCACCGCGCGCUGGUGUCGUGCCGGCCGGGGGGCACGGAGCGGGCGCGGCUGGCGCUGUGCCGGCUGCGGGCGAGCGCGCCGGGCGGGGAGGUGGCGCUGGAGCCGGAGCAGAGUUUCCCGGGGUCGGGGCGGGCGACGCUGAUGUCGCGCGCGGCGUGGGUGCGGGCGCCGGGCGCGCUGUGGGCGGCGGCGCACUCGGAGGGCGAGGCGGCGCUGCGGCUGCACGGGCUGGAGGGCGCGCGCUCCGUGUCGCUGCCGGCCGCGGAGCCCGCGCUGGACGUGUGCGCGCUGCAGCUCAACGGGGACACUGUGCUGGCCGCGCUCUCGGAGUGGCGCCUCAGACUGUACAAGGCCAUCACCACCACCACGUGAUACAAGCCCGACUUCUAGCCACUCACACCGACUGACAAGUGCUGACGUUGUGAAUGUUUGACAAAUUAUGUGACUACAGUGCAUGUGAAACAAUAGUUGUGUCUAUGGUUAUAAUGUUGAUAGUGUUACUAGUUGUGUUAUUGACAAAUAUUUGUAACGUUGGUGUGAUUUGAUUAAAGACUUGAAGAUAUUGGAUAUUUUAACCAGUGAUAAUUUUACCAAUGGACAAAAAAUUGAUAUUCAAAUGUGCCAUGGAUACAGUUAAUUUAAAUAAGACCUAAUAAAAAUAG
Papilio machaon (common yellow swallowtail) is the source of this 1989-nucleotide messenger RNA. RefSeq names its product E3 ubiquitin-protein ligase RFWD3. The record is from RefSeq and is a predicted model, not a curated record. Gene Ontology annotation, molecular function: ubiquitin protein ligase activity; protein binding. Gene Ontology annotation, cellular component: nucleus. The coding region runs from base 245 to 1699 and encodes 484 amino acids. The transcript has a single exon. NCBI's taxonomy places the organism in Eukaryota, Metazoa, Arthropoda, Insecta, Lepidoptera, Papilionidae. Gene Ontology annotation, biological process: interstrand cross-link repair; protein ubiquitination.